AUGCAUGCGAAGAUUGUCAACGGCUCUUUCGCAGACCGUCUGAACUCGAGAGACAUUGGGCGGACGUUCACCACCCAUCGCCGUUGUGGUUAUGGUGUGAUCGGUGUUUGUGGGGCUCCAAACAUCGCUCCAGUCUGCCAUGUGGCGGGUCGACAUGGAAUGGGAAAACGGAUGUCGAAAGAAGUGGGUGAUGAUGCGGAAAAGAAAGCAAAGGAAAGAUCGCGAUUUGUGAGGGAGAAGAAGGAUGAAAGGAAGAUGACGAAGAUGAUGGAAUUGAAGUCAAGAAGAAAUUAUGAAGAUUAUAUAAAAGAAAACAAGCUCGAAGAAGAUGAGCAAGAGCCAGAGGCUGUACAGCACUCAAUCGAUCUCUUGUGCAUUCAGUUUUCACAAAUAAAGAUUAAUUGA
This is a messenger RNA of Caenorhabditis remanei, 405 nucleotides long. RefSeq lists its product as uncharacterized. Lineage: Eukaryota; Metazoa; Nematoda; Chromadorea; Rhabditida; Rhabditidae. The record is from RefSeq and is a predicted model, not a curated record. Bases 1 to 405 code for a protein of 134 amino acids. The transcript is spliced from 3 exons.